Colletotrichum fioriniae is the source of this 240-nucleotide messenger RNA. RefSeq lists its product as uncharacterized. Lineage: Eukaryota; Fungi; Ascomycota; Sordariomycetes; Glomerellales; Glomerellaceae. The record is from RefSeq and is a predicted model, not a curated record. Gene Ontology annotation, cellular component: membrane. Gene Ontology annotation, molecular function: transmembrane transporter activity.
AUGCUAACCAUAGUAGACGAAAAGCAAGUCAAGAUGGUAGCCAAGAGCCCAGGAAGUCAGAGCGAUGGCGAAAAUCCCGAUAUCGACUGGAGUCCGGAGGAAGAGCGACAAUUGGUGCGAAAAGUUGAUUUGAUUAUCAUGCCGCUGUUGAUCCUCGCUUUCUUUGCUCUACAGCUCGACCGUGGCAACAUGUAUGAAGACUACCCAAGCAUGAUUGAGGUGAACUGCAACCAUAUCUGA